This is a messenger RNA of Rhopilema esculentum, 25909 nucleotides long. RefSeq lists its product as uncharacterized. Lineage: Eukaryota; Metazoa; Cnidaria; Scyphozoa; Rhizostomeae; Rhizostomatidae. The record is from RefSeq and is a predicted model, not a curated record.
CAUCGUGAUUUUGAUGAACAAUGAAGAUUAUACGAACGAAGUUCACGCGGUGUUACGGAAAUAGGAAAUAUCGCACGGUUCUUCGGUAUUAAGAAAAUUUUGAAUAAAUCUACGGUUUCUGGGACCCUCCAAACGCCCACCUCGUAUAUAUGAGCAGUCUAUAUGUAAUGGCUUCGACUUGCAAACAGUUUUGUUUGUAACAUGUUGGCGUUCAUUUAUUGCUGAAAGCGGCCCUCAAAUACGUAAGCAAAUCAUCCAUCCGGUAUCAAUUCAACAACCCAUUCCUUAUCAUCAGCUGCAAGCGCUGAAUUCCAUUCCACAGACCUGCAACGACGCACCUUGCUCUCUUCUUAUUCACUGAAUGGUGAAUGAGAUCAAUCAAGAAACCUGUCACAUGGAAUGAACCAUUUUGUUAUCAACCAAUCAGCGCCUUAUUUGCUGACCCAAGGGCUUCAUCCGCACAUAGGCCUCUCUUUGGGUAGUAUCAGGCAUGUUUGAGCUCCUAAUCUGAAACAAGAGGGUGUGUUUUUUUUCUGUCUGCUGCAACUACAGCUUGAAAUGGUAUGUUUUGUUGUGGAUACACGUAUAAAUAUGCCGUGAGUAUGCUGUGAUGUAUAUGUACUGGAUAUUGCUAUGGAGUCUUCAGGUUAAAGAACGCAACGUUGUAUUUUCUAUAAGAAUGCUCAAGCUCCACAGUGGACUGUCUUAUAUUACAUGAGCGGAAUUGUUUUAGUACGAAAUAAUAAGGACAAAUGUAACUACAUUGAGAACAAGUUUCUUUAAAAAGCACGCCUUGUUCUGCAUACUUCAAACAGGCUGAAGAGUGCAUUAAGGAAUAUUGUACAGCAAGUAGUUUUGUUUGAGGAAAGAGUUACUACCUUCUGUAGGACAGAAUGCAAAAAGUUCGCCGAGUCCGCUUCGAUGAUCUAGAUGCGGCUAUUACCGCAGAGCGGCUUACGUCAGAGAUUCGCAACUGCUACGAGACGGUUGACAAAGGCCGAAAGCUACUAGGAAGACUGUACGAAAAGCUUGAACAACCAAGUUUCGAAGGGAGGACAUUAGACGGAUAUCAAAGAGAUUACCAGUUGUUUAUUGAAUUAGAUAACUUACGGGAUGUGUUGCUGCAGAUUGCAGAGAAACGCAAGCUGUAUAUAGAACAGCUAGCCAAGGCUGAGGAUAUUGUUUGGCAUGACAGACAUGAGAUUGAAGAUUUUUUACGGAUCUACGAAUCGACUGAAAAGCGCCUCCAACGAGAAGUUGAUUUUUUCAGUAGAUUCCCUCAAAAACCACAAAAGUUGGUCUUAGAGUUGCAAGAGAACAGUCGAAUUCUUGGCGAUCUUUUAAGUGACUUAAAAGAGCAGCUGAUUGCCGAGGAGGCAUUCUUACGCAAUCGGAACUACAACGCAGUCACCAGUGGCAGUUUCUCCGCGAGCGCACGUGAUCGUUGGUCUUAUAUUCAAGGGAGAAGAGGCAGUCAUAAUGAUGAUAAAAGCACAAAAGUUGAUAGAGAGAAAGGGAAUGGGACUACGCAGCCCGAAAGGAAUGCAUAUGUCAGACGGUCUGAGUUUGGUGAUAUACCCAGGCAUGAUAUUCCAUCAAGAGAUCAUGGAUAUGAAACUACUUCGACCAGUGUAGGAUACAGUCUUUCACCAGAAAAGCGAGAAUUUCCCACUUUGCGCCAACCAAGAAAUGAUGCCAGAGAAAGGGGCAGUGUUGAUGAAUACGAUACAAGUUCUCUCUCAAAUAGACUUAAGCAGCUUGUCAAGCAAUCUGAUAAUGUGCAAAAAAUGAUAUGUAGCUACAACCCUAAAGAAAAGGACGGCGAUAAUUACUCAAAGAGUAUAGGUUCUGAAUCCAGGCCCAAUGUUUCUGAUACGGCUUUCACUGAGGAUGAGACAAGAAAUAACGCUCGAUUUGAAGACAAUGAGACUAAAAAACCGUCUGGAAGAACAGUUCACUCCCCAGGUAUGGGGCUAAGCAGUGGAAAGCAAAAGAGUGAUGAAGACUCCAGGGGAAACAUGGAUAUGAGCUGGGUGUUAGAAAGAUGUGAUGAGAUUGAGCGGAAAAUGCAAGAGUGUUCUCCCAUAGAAGUGCGUGAAAGGUUGCUUUAUAAUUUGAAUCAGCUAGAAGAAGCCGACAGAGACCAGAAGAAAAGUAGAGCAUCCGCAUAUUCAUAUAGCGUUAAAGACAAAAGUAAUUAUGUUAACCACGAUAAAAUCCGAGAGGAUCUUCUUCAGUGUUUGGACAAAAUGUUCACCAUGGAAAAGAGUUAUGGCAGUGCAGGGGAAGAGAUCAAAAAUCUGAAGAAAGACUUGAAAGAAGCAUUGAAAAGCAAAGACGAUGUGGAAUUCAUGCUAAGAAAUGAAAUAGCGAGAUUGAAGAUAAAACUGGACUUAAAAUCAAAAGAUGUUGAAUUCUACAAUAGCCGGCUGUCAGAAACGAAAAGAAGCUUGUUUGAACUCAAAACAAAACAAGAGCGAGAUGUGAAGGAAGCUGAAACGAAAAUUGAUGAUGCAAACACUGAAGAGUUGAAAUUGUUGAAAGAAGAAUGUGAGAAGCUGAAGGAAAAAGUAGAGGUAAAGAGCAAGGAGGUGGAUGAACUACGAAAUGAGCUCCAGCAUGCAAUUGAUGAGCUCCAUAAUGUCAAGGCUGGACCAGCUGCCUUGCCCAAGAAUGCUGCUACACAAGACGCACAGGCCCGAAUAUUGAGUUUGGAGGCAGAAGUUACUCGUUUGCAGUCGACCAGUGAAGAAAGCAUAGCUGAAGAGCUUGCAGCUUUACUGAAGGUCAUCGAGGCGGCAGAAACAAAACAGAAGAAGGUAGAUAGUGAAUUUACGUCUCUUAGUGAGAAGUACGAUUUGCUCAAAAAUGAAAACUCGAAACUGGAGAGGGAAAACGGGGAGCUGCAUGAAAAGCUCCGUGAAAGUGAAGAUGACAAUGUCGAGAAAAUGCAAGAACGGCUAGAAGAAUUGCAGCUGAUGCUUUUAGCUAAAAACGCUGAAAUUGAGUACCUGGCUAGAAAUGCUUUGACUGUUACCGAUGUUUCCUCAAAGGAAGACUAUGGAGUUGACUUGCAAGUAAAAACAGAAGAGUGCAAUGAACUUCGAAAGAGGUUAGCAGAAUAUGAAGAGCUAGUUACAAAUAACGGAGGGGACAUGACCCAACGUCUUGAAAAUAUGUAUCAGGAGUGUCUGAACACGGUUGAGCAAGUUCGCGGAGAAAAGAGAAAUCUGAAAGAGGACUUUAAAAAGCAGAGGCAACUAUAUGAAGACUUGUUAGCCGAGUGUCACAAUGAGAUGAACGAACUGAAAAAGAGACAAAUCAGUCCAAUCGAGGCUAAACAAGUAUUUGAUAAGAAGGAAGUCCUUGAAGCCUUACUCAACAGCAAGCGUUCACCUGAGCAGCUUGCAGAAAUUUUAAAUAAAGAGUCCUCUGGUCUUUCCUUAGUCAGAGAAAAUGAUAGCCUUAAAAAUGAAAACGAGAAACUGCAAAGAAAGAUUUUCAACUUUGAUAAGGAAGCGUUUGCGUAUCAAAAAGAAAUCGAGAGCCUCAAGCGAAGGAAUCAAGAUUUGAAGGAGAAAAUUGGUUUUAUGAAAUCUGAGAAUUAUCUUCUGAGUAAAAUUCGAGAGGAUGACGGGAACACAAAAAUAAAGAGUUACAAAGAACUGCUGCAGAAGAAAGAAGACGAGUGCAGCCGGCUGCGUAGAAGUCUUGAUGAAAGUGUUGGCUACGAGGAGAGAGACGAGCUACUUGGUAGGUUGAGAGAGAUUCAUAGGGAGUUAUUACGAAACGAUGAUAUAAAAGAAGACCUUGGCUUUGAAGAAUUGGUCGAGUCUUUAGAAAAGAGAGAUCGCGAAAACCGAAGGCUUAAGAGACAAAAUCGAUUAUUGUCAGAGACACUUGGCCUCAGUAGCCCAACAAAAAGUGUAUUUCUGGAGAAACUUACCUCAGAAACUGAGAGUCCUCAACUUACAUCAAAAUUAGAGGAAGAAUUGAAUGACGUAAUGGAAGAAAAUAAGGACUUGAAACUGCAGGUUAAAGAUCUUCAGCAGAAACGGGCAGAGUCAGAAGAAACAGAGAGUCAGUUAAUUAGCUGCAGAAAGACGGUUGGUGAUUGCGAACGACGGAUCGAGAAGCUUGCAGAUGAAAACAUUGGUCUUCGCGAAAGGCUAAGACAGUCUCAGAAUGAAGUAAAGGAGCUGAAUACCCUGAAUGGCAGCAGGAAUAUAGGUCAAGGGGAGGAUGACCUGAUAAAAGAGAAUGUAGCGUUGAGAGAAAAAGUUUUGAUGAAACAGAUACAAAUAGAGCACCUUGAUAGCGAAGUUGAAAGACUCAAAACGAAUUUGUCUAAAAAGGAAAUGGAGGCUAAUAAGCUGAAGGGUUUGCUUGAAUCCAAUUCCAAAGCCAAUCGUAACACUGAGAUUUUGAAAGAACAGGCAAUCGAAAAAGAUGAAGCAAUCAAGGAACUGAAGAAAGCCCUCGCGACUGUUGAAAAGGAAAGGAAAGAGACCAACGAAGCUUAUUUAAAUCUAAAGAUCAAAAGUGAGGAAGAAAAGAAGCAUUUCAAAAAGGAGAUUGAUAGUAUUCAGAGUGAGUUAGAGGCAGUCAUGUCUAGAAAGCAAAACCCAGUUGCAGAGACGGCAAAUCAUGAGGCAUUUGGAAUGACUGACGUAGAUGGUGGAAUAAAAAGACAUGAUAGGAUUAAACUGAUAAGAAAGCUGCAGGCAGAAAAUCACCAAAUGGCCGCUCAUAUUCUCAGUCUUGAAGACGAAACAACAGCAAUAACAAAAAUAGUUGCUGAUAUGGAACGUGGGCAUGGUCAUCUCACUGGCAUACUGAGAGGCCAUCUUGUUUUGCAGAAAGAUUCGACGGCGAAACUGCUAGAGAAUUCUCUGCAUCAAUACACUGAUGAAUUCGAUUCAUGUCGAAAGAAGUUUAUGGCCGUGGAGGACCGUUACGAUAAAGAGAGAAAGCAUCUCACUCGCCGAAGCUUCGCUUGGGAUCUCUUUGCAAAUGCAACAGCAACUGUUGAGAACAUCAGCGCUAUUAUUCAUGAAGGUUUAAUCAAAGUUGAAGACGACCUCGAGCGUGAUUUUUCAUCUGAUGAAGAUUUUGAGUCAAGGGACUAUAAGUCUAGGCUGUGGAUCCUGAGGCGGAGGUUGGAUGAUGUAGAAAAGCGCUACAGAGACUUGAUGUUACGUGCGGAGGAGCUUAGCGUUCGCUUAGAUGCAAAGACUGCAGAGUAUGAUUUCACGCAGGACGAGCUAGAAGAUGCUACUAGAGUAUUGGAGUUGAAUGAAGUGACUAUGUCAAGGACACGAGAAGAGUUGCAUGAUGCUUUGAAGGAGAAUGCUAGGUUGAAAAACAUUAUGAGCCAGCUAAAAGAAACCCAAGAAAGAAGCGCCAUCAUGGAAAGUGAGCUACUAAAGAAGGAAGCUGAUCAAGUAAGCGAUGCUCAAGCCGCAAUGAAAAGACUUGAGUUGGAAGUGCGAACUCUGCGUGACAAGCUUAAAAUGGAUGAUUCCGAGAUCAAAGAUCUAAGGAGGAGGCUGCGCGAUCAAGAAAAACAGGAAGUGGAACGUUUUGAUCGGAUGAAGGAGCGGAUAAGGCAAGAUGGAGAAAGAACUGAUAACGAAAUUAAUAAACUGCAGAAUGAUUUAGAUAAUGCCAAGAAAAGAUCGCAGGAAGCAAACGAGAGAGUACUUCAGCUUGAAGAUUUGCUCAAAAAGGCGGAAGAAAAGAACGCAAAUUUAGAGAAGUAUCUACAAAAAGCAAGAGCUGAUUGCCGAAGUGAUGGCAUUGAUCACCACGGCACAAUUCAUAUGCUACGAGAUGAUCUGAAAAAAUUGUUCAAAGAGAACGAAAGUCUCAAGGAAGAGCUGAGCGAGAAACAGAAAACAAUUGCAUCGCUCGCAAAAGAUCUACGCAAGGCCAAAAUAGCUGUGAAGGAGCAAAUUGGUACAGAGAGAAGUCUUGAUGAGAAGGUGCUUGAUAGAGCUGCCAAGGAUCAAAUAAUGGCAUUAAGAAGACGUAUCAACGUUUUAGAAAUAGAGAAAGAGCGUCUAAUGAAAGGUGCCUCCAUCAGGGAACGGGAUCAAAGUUUUGAUGAGAAGAGAAAGAGAUCCUCUCCAAUCAAAGGGUCUUCUGGAAGAUUGCGGGAGGAAUCAUCAGCAAGUCCUUCGUUGGGUGAUGACAAUCUAAAAAGCAAAGACAGUAAUACAGCUGGAAGCCUCAGUGAAGGUGUCUUUGGUGAAGUAGAAACAACAGAAGGUGACCUAAGUCUAGCUUCAGUGGAAUCAUUUAAAGAUUUCAGUGAAGAUGUGAAGCAGGAAAUUGAGCUAAGAGAUAAUCUGAUCCAGGAGCUCGAGGCUAGGGUCAAGGAACUUAAGUUAGAGCUCGCUAAGAAAUCCGGCAAAGAUGAUGACUCAUUUGUUGACGGACGAGGUUCUGGAGUGUCCUUACUUGUGGACGAAAAGACCAUUCAACAACAGGACUUAGUUGCUUUGAAAAAGGAAAAUUAUAGACUGAAAGAUGAAAUUCAAAAGCAGAAAAACAUCCCUGACAGUUACCUGAUAGUUCAGAAGGACGAUAUGAUCAAAGGUCAGCGAACCAAACUUAAUGAAUUAGAAAAAGAAAUCACACAGAAGGACAAACAAUUGAAAUUCUUACAAAAGGAGGUUGCUGAUUUACAGAAGCGAACAGAAAAGGGUUGGAAGAGCAGAGAAAUUGUUCUGCUAGAAUCGAACAAUCCUGAGGAUUCUGAAUGGAAGUCUCAAUUUGAAAAUCUAGAAAGUUUAAAAGCUGAAAUCGAUUUAUUGAAAGAGACUUGUGAUAAGCAAAAACAAAUCAUAGAAAAUUUAGAAGCAGAGUUGAAAGUCAGACCAGAACAGCCAAAGGAGGAUACAAGAAAGUUCCAAGAGGAGCCGGAGCUUAAACAGCAUGUCGAAAGUGUAGUCGAAGCGUCCUUUGAGUUUCCUACUGAACAGGCUGAUGACAAGAAGACAUCUAGGAGAGGUCCACAGUUUAUCAAUAUUGGGGAGGCGAAGCAAAGCAAAGCUAAGGAUAAAACUUUAUCACGAAUACCAGUAUCACCAAGACCUAAACAGGCAAAUGUAAGUCAAGGUAAAGGUGCCAAAAGCGAUGAUAAGCACGUAUCUGACACAACCAAAGAACAGUUGCAGAAGAAGGUACAGGAACAAGAUGAAGAUAUAAAGACGCUCUUGCAAUCAGUGGAAAUAUUCGAAACGGAAGUUGAAAGUUUGCAAAAUCAUGUUCUUGGGCAAGAUAUGCUGAACGAAAAGCUCAAAAAGGCGGAGGCUGAAGUAAAGAGUUUAAAAUUAAAAAAUGGAAAAUUGCAAGAUCAAGUUAAAGAGUCAAAGGCUCAUGAUGUAAAAUUGCGGGAUCUCGAAGAGAGAGUCAAAAAGUUAAGCUCUGAAAACAAAGAAAUGGAGCAGCAAAUAAAGAAGGAUAGAAAGAAACAAAUGGAAGAGGGAGAAAGGAAAAAGUCGCAGCUUGAUGCAGCAACCAAGAAAGUAACGGCAUUACAAGGAAAGAUUGACGAUAUGAAGAAGUUGCUUGAACUGAAAACUGCACAGUUUAAUAUUGUACAGGAUGAGUUGCAGGUCACAGAGCAAGGAGAUGACAAGGCUCUUCGCAAAGCUAUAAAAGAAUCAAUUAAAAGAAAGAUUUCGGCCAGCGAAGCAAAAGCUUCGUCUGAUCUUCACAAAGACUUGGAAUCUAGAAUGCAGCGAUUACAGGACGAAAACCAAAAUCUGAUUUCCGAAUUGAAGAUCAAGAAUCAUGAAGCAGAAAAAAGACUGACAGAAGUAGAAGGCUUACAAAAUAAUUUGGAAGAGGCUAUUUUAGAAAAGGACAACGCCAAGGAAAAGCUUGAUGAGGUCAACGAUCGUUUACAAAACAUGGAACUUGAGAAUGAAGAUCUACGUACGAGGAACAUUGCACUGGAAAUCACUCAAGAUGCUGUCAGUAUGAUAAACGACAAAGUGGAGAGUAAUACGGAGCUCGGAAGUAAAAAUUUGAGCCUCGACAAUCUUGUAGUGCAAUUGAAGGAAGUUUGGGGCGUCUUAAAAGGCUUAUUGCAGGAUUUCGGAGUAGUUAAGGAAGAAGACGUAGCGGAUUCUUUGUCAACUAGAAUUGGGGACAGUAAUGAUCUAGAACAGAUUGUAGCUGAAAUGGAAAAAGUCAAUCAUCUUCUCAUCCAGCAAUCAGUUGACCUUUCAACAGAUCUCAAGAAGCAGGUUUCUGCCAAUUCUGAGCUAGAAAAGAAAGUUGAAGAGUUUAGAAAAAUAAUUGAAGAGACCAACUCUAAGAUUACAGAUCUGGAAGAUGAGGUUUCGGAGAAGGAGAAGGGUGAUGAAAUAGGUCAUAAGUUGCUUUUAGAUCAGAUUACUAACUUGAAGAAGCAGGUUGAAACAUGCCAAAGAGACAAAACAGAGCUGGAGAUUGAAAUCGAUAAGAGACAGCAAAUUGUUGAGCGUUUGUCUGACCAAAUAAAAUUUUUGGAAAAGCAGGUGUCAAUAAAAGACUCUGAGAACUCUGAAAUUACGCAGCGCGCUCUUGAUAGCGAGGAAGAUCUUGAGCAGAUGAAAAAUAGGGUUGAAGAGUUGGAAGAUGAUUACAACAGGCUGUUGCAGUUUGGCAUGAGACUAGAAGAUGCUACCGAAGAAGAUUCGAACAGAGAGAGAACAGAGGAAGAUCAGAAACAGCUUGAAUCUCUCAAAGAAAGAGUUCAACAGCUAGAGGAAGAUAAGCUAGCUUUGCAAAAAAAAGUUGAAGGUUUUACUAGGAAUAAAAGCACAGGAGAUUCAAAAGAGCAAGACGAAGAUAAAGACAAAGUGAUGUUGGAAGAAACUGUUUACCGACUUGAGCUAGAUAAAGCUGAUAUGCAGAAGAGACUAGAUGAGUAUUCUGAAGCUGUUGAGAACAGUGAAAGGCUAGAAGAGCAACUCAAAGACAGUGAGAAGAAGGUACAGAAUCUUGAAGAUGCUAUGUUUAGACUUGAAAUAGAAAAAGGAAAAUUGCAGAAGAGUCAAGAAACAGGUGACAAUCUUAAUGGUGGUGAAAAUCAAGCUUUGGUUGAAAAAAUUACGGAGUUAGAAGAUGCAAACUUAAGAAUGGAAGAGGCUAUUCUAAGACUUGAUUCAGAGAGAGAAGGUCUUAAAAAGCGGAUUAAUGAAUUGACAUCUGAUGAAGCAAAAGGCGAUAUUAAAGAUCUGACGUUACUUUUGAUUGAUAACGAAGAAAAAAUUGCUGAUUUGCAACAAGAGAAAAGAGACUUAAUUGCGAAGCAGGAGGAACUACAAAGAGCUAUUGAUGAUAUGCUUGCUUCUCCAAGAAGUGGUUCUGAUAACGAAGGAGAAGCGACUGAUGAGGAGCAUGGAAUAUUCAACGGUGGUCCUAAGUCAUGGAAGCGUCGACUCGUUGCUGCUUAUAGAGACUUGAAAGAGAAGUCUGUGGAGAUUGUAAUGUUGAAGAUGAUAGUGGAAAGUAAGAAUGUAGAGAUAGAUCUUCUUUCUAAAGAGCUUAGUGAAGAGUCAUAUAGUAUCAACGAAAGUUUUGGGGAUGACUUUUCCAGUAAAAGCGGAAGAUUUGAAGUUCAGCAACAACUUAGAGGCACUGUUCGUAUGCUUCAAGAAGAAGUGAAAUUGAAAGGUACGGAGAUAAACAAUCUUCGUGAAGAAAUUGCUGCACUUCAAAAUACUCUGCAGCUUCAAGAGGCAUCUGUUGGAGACAAAGUAGCAGUAAGGAUUAAUGGAAAAGACGGUAAUGAAGUCGAAAAUGAAAAUUUGCAACUGGAGAUAAAGAAGCUAAAGGAAGCCCUGGCUAGUAAGGAAGAGCAGUAUGAUUCGCUUUGUGAUCAGCUGUUCAAUGGUGAUCCAAUCGUUACUUCAAGCCAAAAUGAAGAUUUGAUGACUGAGCUAGAAGACACAAAAAGUAUUUUAGCUGAAAGGGAGAAAAGAUACGAUGAUCUUGAAGCGAAUUAUGAAUUGGUGUAUAAUGAAUUAACAAAGAUGAAAGCUGGUAUGGGGGACAAUGAUGUCCAAGAUUCACAGCUUAGUAUCCACGAGAAGAAGACUGAAGAAUUAGAGAAAGCAUUGUCGGAUUAUGAAGAAAAGUGUCGCUUGAUAAGUAAUGAUUUUGAUGAAUUGGAAGAUAAGUAUAGAGAGGAAAUGAACUACGCUUCUACUCACAUUGGCCAACUGAUGGUGCAAAUAAGUGAUCUUGAAGAUCAACUAGAGGUUAUGCGUCGAAAGAAGGAACAGGCCUCAAGCAAUGACGAUAACGAUGUCUUUGCAGUGAAAGUAUUAGAGAAUAAACUUAAAGAUUCGGAAGAUGAUUUGAAAAGAAAGAAUGACCUGAUUUCUAAUUUAAAAGAAACUCUUGCCAAUUUUUAUGACAAUGCCGAGGACCAGUCAGAAGCAUUGUCGAAGGAACUGAAGCGAAUUGCCAAGGAAAACAGGGACCUACAAGACCAACUAGAUCUUCAGAAGACAAGGUAUGAAAUAGAGCUCGAGAGCAUGCGAUCAUCAAUGACAGCCUUAAAAGGGGAGCAUGUGACGUCAUUAAAAGAAGACUUCGAGAGAGUUUGCAAUGAUAAAGUUGAGCUGCAGGUUAAAGUGUCGGAAUUGUCAGAGAAAGUGUCAAAGCUUCAAGAAAAAAUUGGAGAGCUUAAAAAAGUAAAUGAGGAUUUGGAGACAAAAGCAAAACGCAAGGAAGAAGAUGCUGUUCUCAAUUUACUUGACUUCACAGCAACUACUUCAAGGAAUAAAGUAGUUGUACAGCCUGGCAAGGAAUUUCACACUGCCAUCGCAUACCCACCAAAGUACAUGAGCAGAAUCAAAAUUCUAUUGAAGAUUUCUGAAAUAGAAGGUGUUGAAGCAAUGGAUUCAAACGUGGAGCAGAAGACGGCCGUGCGGCUUGAAAUUGAGAAUCUGGAGCUUCUUGCAACCGUAGAGAGCCAAGAGGGUAUGAUUAAGUCAAUGAAAGAGGACAUCAAAAACUAUGGCUUUGGAGACCGAAGACAAGAGAUACGCGCACUUGGACACGAACAGCAGAUAAUGGACUUUGAGCAAUCCUUGAGAAGCAAAGAUUUAACCUUGCAGCAGCUGAAGGAAGAGCUGAUCACAUCGCAAAGAGCUGUAGAAGAUGUCUACAGAAAGUAUGAGCAAAAUCGCAAGAAAGGAGAAACGCGGGAACAGCUCAUUCGCCGGCUGCAGAAGGAUUUGCAAGAAAUGCAUGAGUCACUUGAGAAAGCACAGGAUGAGAAGCUUGAUAUCGCCGACAGGAUGAGGCAGUUGCAAAACGAUAAAACUGCUUUGAAACUUGAUUAUGACUGGUUGAGAGAGAAAGUGCAAACGAUAGAAGGAAGCGAUCAUGAUAAGAUGGAACAUGAUGAAAUAGAUUCAGGGUAUCUUAGCAAGUCCACAGGAUCAUUCAAAUCCACCAAAACAAACAGCGUUCGAAAAUAUGAAAGCACAAGCGACGGAGACCGGCAGUUUUCAUCUAAAGUGGAGCAUUAUUACAGCUCUUCAUCGGACGAUUCUUCUAUGAAACCUGUGGUGAAGCAUUUUCAUGAAGUCGAAGAAGGAUUUCGCCGUGCUAUGACAUCGCAAAACAAAGAUCUAAAUCGCGAAAAGGAAGAGUUGAUGCGAGAAUUCAAGACGCUGCAAACACAGCUAUUGGAUCUGCAACGAGAGCACGAAAAUUAUGCUCAAAAGGUUACAGAGAAGGAUAAACUGAUUGAACGGCUGAAGUCUGCAAAGGCAGUUGUUGAGAAUGAUCUUGACACGAUUGUUGGUGAGCUCCAAGAACUGAAGUUGAGCAACGAAAGGCUGCAAACGGAGAACAGUGAACUGAAAAAUGAUCUAAUGAGUAGCCGUAAUCAUGUAUCGAAGUUGGAGAUCGAAUUUGAAAAUGAAGCGAAGCAAAAAAGCUAUUUGAGGGAGCAACUGGAAACACUGACUGCAACGAGCUCACAAAGCAGGGAAGAUCAUAGCCGAAUUGAACAGCAGCUGAGAGAAUACCAGCGAAAAAUUGAUGGAAUGAGCAGAGAACUUGCGGGCAGGGAUAGCGUUAAUCAACAGUUGAAAACAAGGGUCGUCAGCCUAGAAGGUCAACUUGAAACCAUAAGAAAGGAGUAUAACGAAUGUCAGAUAGGCCGGGAAUCGCUUCAGCAGCAGAAACAGGAGUUGCAAAACGACGUGAGGCGGCAGCACAAUAGAAUGAUUGAAGUUGAAAGUGCGUUUGAUGAUAUCCAGCAGAAAAAAACGUCUCUUCAACAGGAGCUUGGAGAGCUGAAGAAGAAUUUCAGUCGUCUUGCGACUGGUGAAGAGAGCUGCCACCAAGAGAAAUCGAAGCUUCAGUCAGAUGUUCUGACUGCCCAGAAGCAGAUUUCUCGCUUGGAGGCAGCUCUUGACGUCACACAGCAAGAGAAGAUCGAGCUGCAGCAGGAACUUGGACCGGCAUCGCAGCGACUUGUCAUGCUUAGAGCCGCUUAUGAGGCUGCGCAGCAAAAGAAAGAUCAGCUACAGCAAGAUUACCUCACUGCACAAAAGAAGACAACUGAAUUGGAGGCUGUGAAUGAAAGGCUUAGGCAAGAAAAGGGUGAACUUCUCCAGGAGCUUCAAAUUGUUAAAAGGAAAAUUGUACAAAAUGAUGUUGAAGUCAGGGAAGUGUACAAAGAACGAAACACUCUGAAGGGACAUCUAGAUGAAUCGAACCGAAAACUUUCUACUGCUCAAGAAGAGAUAUCUAACCGGCAAAGGCAGAUUGAGGAACUGCAGUACAAGUAUGAGUCACUGACUCGAGAUUUGUCUCAGAGGGACAGCCUGUUUGAGCGCAUAAAGAUGGAAAGAAGAUCUGUGGAGGAAGAGCUCAGGCAAUGUGGAAAUGACUUAGAAAGGCUGACCAAUGAACUGAAAACUGCGCUGAAAGACAACGAAAAACUAAAAGGCGAAUUAUCGAACGCCCAAAGACGCUAUACAGAAACUGAUAAUCUAAUGCGAAAGACCCGAAUGGAGAGAGACCAAAUACAACGCGACUUUGCUGCACUUGAGCGCUCGGUCGUUGAGCUGCGUGAUUUGAGUCAUAAACUGCAGAGUGACAAGGAAGAUUCAGUUAGAGAGCUGUAUUCUGUAACAAACAGACUUUCAAAGGCUGAAGAUGACAAUGAAGGUCUAGUGCGAGACAAUCAAACCCUUGAUCGUGAGCUCCAAGCCAGCAAAAACAAGGUUUCUCAGUUGGAGGCGCAGUUACAGGAGCUGCGAAGGAGAGAAGGUCAGAUGAAAGGUCAGGUGGAUGAUGGAGUUAAGAACAAAGAAGAGCUGGUCAGAAUUCGGACGUUGGUUAGUGAUUAUCAGCGAAGGUUGGAAGUUGCAACUCGAGAGCUGGAGCAGAGCAGAAAUGCUUUGAAUCAAGUUAAAACAGAAAGGGACUCUAUGAAACGCGACACUGAGCGAAUCACUCGUGACUUUGAUAACUUGAAGUCAGCUCUUGAUGCCGCGACCAAAGAGAAGGACCGUUACAGCAAAGAAUCGCUCAUUGCCCAUCGCAAAAUCAGUGACUUUGAAAUGUUGGUGCAACGUGUGCAAGAAGAGAAUAUGCUGCUUAAGAAGGAUUUGAACUCAUCACAUAACAAAAUGAACAGCCUGCAAAAGGUUGUAGACAGAGCCACAGCAAAUCACAGUAAAGUUGUAAAUGAAGCGAAUAUGUAUAGGGAGAAUGCCACUCGUCUUGAGAAUGAAGUUCUAAUUGUGAAAGAAGAAGCAACAAGCUUCCAAUCACAGGUUAACAUCUUUGAGAACGAGAGCGAGACACUUAAACAAGACUUUGACAAAGCGCAACGUCGCAUUUUCGAACUUGAAGCCAUGCACGAAAUUGUUGCAAAGGAAAAUGAGAAUAUCAAAGAUGGAGUUCAUGAGAAGGUGAAGGAGCUUGAGGAAGAAGUUCGUACGCUCGAUAAUCAAAAUAAAAACCUCCGAAUUCAAGUUGAAGAAUACAAAACACGAUCAAGAAAGCUACAGGAAGAAAAUUCAAGCUUGUCACGUGAUUCAAGUGAUUUUCAAGAAAGAUACGAGAGCUUUACACGUGACGUUACGAAUAAGGACAGGCAGAUAGAACAACUGAAACAAGAGCUCGCAGGAAUUGGAAGGGAUUACGAACAAUUAAGAAAAGAGUUCGACAAUCAGCGACUUGUUAUUGACAAGGUCACGGAAGAAAGGCAGGACCUAGGAAAUGACUUUGAGUCGAUGAAACAAAGAUGCUCUCAGAUGGAAGGCUUGCUAAGAAACAGUGAAGAUGAGAGAGAUAAGAUCCAGAAAGAGAUGAGCGAAAUGCACCGAAAGCUAAUGGAGGUCGAAGCUGAUUAUGAGAAUGUCCAACGCGAUUCUGAGAGAGAUGCCCGUAACUAUCAGCAAAGGAUAGCAAAGCUCGAAUCUCAAAUUGAAAUAACCUUCAAAGAUAGGGACUACAUCGUAGAACAACUCGACAACGAAAGGAUCAGUGCGGCUAGAUAUAAAGAAGAUUACGAGCGUGUCCAGCGAGAAUAUCUGGAGCAUCAAAAGAUUUGCGAGCGAUACGCCGAUCAGCUCAUUGAAAAAGAUCGCAUCAUCGAAAACCUGAAGAAUGAGAUAUACCGACUUGAAGCCGAAUUUGAUACCAUGAGAGAACAACUGCGUAAAGCACAAAUGCAACUUGACAUUGCUGAAAAACAGAGGGACAAGGCUGAAGAGAAGCUUGAGGAGUCUGAAAAAAGAAACGACGAGCUUGAAAAUGAGAACGAUUUCCUGAAAAAGAGGUUGAAUGACCUUGAACGUGAGAACACGAUUAUGAGCACAAGACUUGGCGAUUUGGAGACUGAGACCAAGAAUCUCCGAAUCAGAGUCAAGGAACUUGAAGAUGAGCUUAGAAAUGCAAGAGGUACUAUCAAUUCCCUGGAAGCUGAUUUGACGAACGCCAAAAACACUAUCCGAGACAAAGACGCACUUAUCGAAAAACUGAAAAACUCCCUUGAAAACCUGACAGAACAGGUCCAGAACUUGCAGAAACAACUCGGACAGCUCGAAACCGCCUAUGAAUUCUCAGAGCAAGAGAAGGAUGAUCUGAGAGCCCAAUUAUCUGCUGCUGAAAGACAAAUAAACGAACUUAGAAAUAACUUUGACCGAUGUUUGCAAGAAGCAGAGUCUCUUGAACAUGAGCUCAAUGUCAUGAAAAACCGACUCUCUAAAAUUGAGCCUCAGUUGAAAAACGUUACUAAGCAACGAGAUGAAUAUAAGGACCAAUAUGAGACUGUGAAAAAGAGGCUCACCGCCUUGAAGGAAGAGCUUGUGAAAGCUCAACGACAACUAACAGAGGCUCAGCGUGCAGCGGACAAUUAUCGAAAAGAAUCUCUGAACCGUGAAAAGCUCCUUGAUGAAGCAAAAGCCCGGAUACUGGCACUUGAAAGGACAGUUGCUGGUUUGAGGGAAGAGCUGGCUGGCAAACAUCAUGAGAAUGAAAAUCUUCAAAAUGAGAAGCGCAUUAUACAAGAAGAGCUUUUGAGAAUACAGCAGAAAUUUGGUGAUCUUGAGUCUGCAAAUCAAAUAUUGGCAAUGGAAAAGGAUCGUCUGAACGAGGAACUGUUGACUUUCAAUGGAAAGUACACUGAGCUAAGGAUUAAGUUUGAUAAAGCAGACCAAGACAAGCUAGAAUACCAACGUCAAGCAAUGGGGUACGAACAAAGGCUAGGAAAGUUGGAGCCUCAACUCAAAGAGGCCUUAAAGCAGAACUCAGUUCUUCAGAUUGAAGUCGAAAGGCUGGUUGAGGAUCUGCGUGUGGCAACAAACGAUAAUCAGAACUUAAAGAGACUCCUUGAAACUGUGACAAAAGAGAGAGAUGAUUUAUUGAAAGAUGUCAACGAAAAAGAUGGUGUUAUCGAGCAACUGAAGGCAAAGAUGCUGUUUAUUGAAGCCGAUCUACGUAUGUUGAGACAGGAGAACGAAAAGCUGAAGCAGUCGGUUGAUUCAUUAGAUCAAGAGAAGCGUUCAUUGCAGCAAAGACUUGCUGCAGCGAACGAUAAGAUCCGGGAACUUGAAGAAGCUUAUGAGGAUGCUAAAACAAAACGCGAUCAGUUGCAAGGGGAGCUGCUUGCCCUUCACAAGAAGUUUGUGACACUUGAAACAACUCAUAAGAAGACUGUGGAAAAGGAAAAGGAGCUCCAGGGUAUUGUUUAUGAUCUUCGUAGCCGCUUGUCAUCACUGGAAGAUCAGUUAAAUACAGAGAAAAAGCGCGCAUCAGAACUUGAGACCAUCACUGACAGGCAAAAACAGACAAUUUUCGAUUUAGAAAGGGAGCUGGAGGAAAUUAAACGUGAACUUGUUGGCACUCAGAGGGAAAGGGACGCACUCAGGGUUGAGAACACGGAAUUGGUACAGAAGGUCACUCUAAUCGAAGGGAAGAUCAGCGAAUACGAAGCUAGGCUCAAGGAUAUGGAAGAUGAGAAGAACAGUCUUGAGGAUGAGAUUAUUAACUUGAGGGGUUACAUCACAAAACUUGAGACUGAACUGCAAAACAUUGUAAAUGAAAAGAAAGCUUUGCAAGAUUUGAUUACAGAUUUAAGGCAAGAAAUCAUGAGAUACAAGGAGCAAGUCAUCAGGCUGGAGGGACAAGUGAGAGAGCAACAAAGAACCAUUGAUUCACUGCAACAGAGUGUUUACAAGAAAGAUCGGCUAAUCGAGCAAUUGGAGACUCGUAUCAAAACCAUUGAAUCUGAUAUCGAGAAUCUCAGGACUGAGUUGGUAAGCAAGGAUGUGAUUAUUGAUGGGUUGGAGCAGGCCAAGCGCGAUGCAGAGAUUCACGUAAGGAACUACGAAAACAAACUAGGUGCUCUUGAGAUGAGGUUUGAGAAAGUCGCAGGUGAGAAGGCUGAUGUUGAGAAAGACUACCAGAUUGUCGUGAAUCGAAUUUCAGGAUACGAAUCGCAAGUUGACAUCUUGAAUCGCGAGAAGACAAACGUCAAACGCGAUUUCGAGACAAAACUUGAGAGUAUGAGGACAGACAAAGAAUCAUUAUCAAACAGCCUUCUAGAGUCACGUGAUGCAAAGCGACAAGUUGAUAUGUUGCAGCGAGAAGUGCAAGAAAAGAACACUGUAAUUGAGCGCCUUCAAGUCAUCAGGACCACAUUGGAGAAUGAAAGAAACACAUUUAGGAAGGAGACAAAUAAUCUCAGAACCCAAAUCAAUGCCUUGAAAGACCAAGAGAGAAUAACGAGAGAUGAAAUACAAAUGGCAAAUACAAAGAUUGCUAACCUUGAGAAAACGGUAAUGACAUAUCGAGCUGAGAAAGACGAUGCCCUCCGCCAGUUGGAAACGGUCACACGAAAUCUGUCGGAUGUGGAAUUACAGUUGAAGCGAAGCACUGAUCGUGAGGCUAGGCUGCGCGAUGAGAUCGAUGGUUUGACGUCCAAGCUUGAAUCGAUGGAAACAGACUAUCGUGACGUAAUCAAAGGAAAGAACGACCUUGAAAGAAACUAUAAAACAUUGUUGGCAAAUUUCAAAGAUGUUAAUGGGAAAUAUGAGAAACUUGUCAUUGUUCAUAAUGAUACCAAGGAAAAAUUUGCUGAGUUGAAUGGUACAGUUGCUGAUCUCAAGGCGCAAUUGAACAAAGAGGUUUUGGAAAACAGGGAUUUGAGAGACAAACUUGCCUCACUGAGUGAUAAUUAUGAUCGACUGAGGGAAGAUUUUGAAAGAGCCAACCAGGAGCUUACUGAGUUGAGAUUCAAAUUCUCUGAUGCACAGAAAGAGAUUGCUGACAAAGACAACUUGAUAUCUGAACUGCGUAGCAAACACGCCAACCUUGAACGUCAAUUGAAUAACCACAAGCAGUCCUUGGUGCAGCUGCGAAAUGAUUACGAUAGAAGCCAGCGCGAGCUCAAUCGUGCUCAGGAAGAGGUCAUACAGCUUCAAGACAAAGUUUCAGAUUUAGAAGCAAGACUGCAGAAAGCUCUUUUCGAAAAGGAAAAGCUCCUGAAAGAGCUCAACAUUGCCACUGCAAAACUGCCUGAGCUUGAGCACGAGGUUGAAAAUCUCACCCAGCAGAGGGAUGGAUUGAUUGAGGAAGUGCGUAAACUCAGAACCGAGAACACAAAUCUGAAGGGAGAUGUCGAGAGCCUGGAGCAGGAUGUGAUUGACUUAAAGAGCAUCAAUGACGUUUUGAAAAGAGACAUUGCUUCUAAAGAUGACUUGAUAACCCAGCUGAGAGAAAGAAAGAAUGCGUUAGAAGAAGAGGUUGACGAUCUUAAGAAAGAGCUGACAUCUAAGGAAAUGGAAAUUGAUAACCUUUUCGCAAAAUUGCGAGAUGCAGAGUCGAAACUUCAAAAUGCACAUGCAAGGUUGGCUGAGUUGGAACCAGCUUAUGAAGCAACUGUGGAGAAGAAUAAGAGGCUUGAGAACGAGGUUGAAAUGUUGCGAGAGAAGAUCAGCGAUCUUGAAGCUGCCUUGAAAGAAAGCAGAGACAACGAAACGAAUCUUCAAAGCAAACUUUCAAUAGCAGAAAACAAACUCGUGAAGAUCACCAAUGCUUUUGAAGAGUUACAGAGAAAGAAAGACGAACUAGAGAGAGACAACGAGCAAGCCAAAGAUGAGAUCAAAAAUCUCCGAGAUGCCCUAGAAAAGAGCGAGACGCAGCGAGAUAUUGUUGAACAGCAACUUUACGAUAUCAGGUCUGAGUUCGUACAACUGAAAUCCAUGGUUGACUAUUUGACGAAACAGAAGUCCAAGCUCGAAACAGAGUUACGCGAACUGACGUCCGAAUUGGAAAAUGUUAAAGCGGAAAAUCAGAGAAUGAGCAGAGACAUACAAGAAAAGGCCCUGAUAAUCCAGUCAUAUGAGAGAACAAUUUCAGAAAAGGAAUCAGUUAUCGACAGACUAAAAUCUGAGAACCAAGCACUUGAGUCAGAGAACAACUCAUUGAAUGAGACGAUGAAUAGCCUGCAGGCAACUCUUGAAGUGACUAGGCGACAAAAGGAAGAUGCAGAAAGAGAACUUUUUGAGCUUCGAAAGAAGGUCACUGAGAUUGAGCUUUCGAUAACUGCCAUCAAGGAGGAGCGUGACGAUCUUGCUUCACAAGUAAAACUACUGCAGGACAAAGUUGCGUUCUUAGAAAGUGAGCUCCGCAAGGCACGCAACAGCGAAGCGACUUUGAAGGGUGAGCUUGAUGAAUCUAAAGCCCGCAACCAAAGAAUCAAGGAUGACAUCAGCAAGCUCCAGAGACAGGUGGCAGAACUCAAGUCGAUCAUCGAUAACUUGAACAGAGAUAACAGUGAAAAGUCAUCUAUAAUCAGUGAGCUUGAAGCUACCAAACGCAAUCUGUUGUCGCAAAUAAACAGCUUGAAAAAAGAACUCGCUAAAUACAAAGACGAUUUUGAAAGAGUGAGCAAAGAACAUCGCGAUACAGAACAGGAAUUGCAGACUUACAGAAUGAAAGUCUUCCAACUUUCCAUUGCGAAUACAGCACACAAGGAAGAGAAAGACCGCAUCUAUAAUGACUUCGUCAAGCUUGAGAAGGAAUUCAAUGAGCUCAAAGACAACUAUGUAAAUCUGUUAAGAGAGAAUGAUCGAUUGAAAGACGACUAUCAAUAUGCCGAGAAGAAAAUCGAGGAUCUGGAGGGAAUCAAUGCUAACCUGAACAGCGAAAAUGAAACGCUGAAAAUCAAGAUGAAUGAGCUGAAGAGGAAGAUCAACGAGUUGGAGGGUCUCCUUGAAAUGUCAAAGCGAGACACCAUGCAAAGAACUGAAGAAGUCAUGGUUUCAGCAGUCGCGCAAAAUUUUGAUGCCGCCGCACCUGGAUUUGGCAUCACGGAAGAAGAGUAUGAAGACCUGAGAAUGCAAUUCGAAGACACAAAAGCAGCUUUGGAGACAUCAGAGAGAGAGAAGGAUGGUCUUAACGCAGAACUUAUUGAACUGCACAAGAAGGUUGCAAGACUGGAAGUUGAGCUUACAAAUGCUCAACAAAAGAGAGAUGAAUAUAAAAAGAAUGUGAUUGUAUUGGAAGGAAAAGUCAGGGAGCUGGAGGCUAUCAAUGAAAGAAUGCAAGAACGGGAGAGAGAACUAAGUGAUGAGGCAUUGAGGAAUCACAAGAACUUAGCAGAGGCCCUUCAGCGGGUUUUCAUCAUCAAAACCAAACUGAUGAAAGCAGAGGCAGAGAAAACGACUUUAGAAGAUAAGCUAGACGUACUGACAAGGGAACUGUAUGAUUUCCACGAGAAAUUCAGUUUAUUACAAUCUUCAGUCGAUGAAAAAGACAGCAGAAUUGAGAGUCUCAAUGAAGAACUGUCAGAGGAAAGGAGAAGACUCAGCGAAUUGCAAUCAGCUCACGACGUGACCACAAAUGACAAAGAGAGACUUGCACGUGACAUGAAAGAUGCCGAGGCUACAAUUGAAGACUUGCAAAGGAAGUUGGACGAUGCCGAAACAGCCAAAGCUCAUCUUGCAAGUCAGCUUGUUGAAGCAAACAGCAGAAACCAACAUCUAAAGGAAACUGUGACCGAUCUUAGCCAGAAGACAACUGAGUUACAACAUGAGAUCGACAGGUACACAAGAGAGGUUUCUGAGAAGGUUACGAUCAUCGAAAGGCUGAAGAAUUCAAAGAACAUCGUUGAAAAUGAGCUGGAAAGUGUCAAAAAAGAGCUUAUAUCAAUGAAGUCAGCUCUUGAAGCAACCAGGUCUGAUAAUCGACAUUUGCAGCAAGAAACUCACGACUUGAAAAUGAAAUUGAUGGAAAACGAUUCUGAGAAAGUUAUGAUAAUCGAAGCAAAGGAAAAGAUUGAAAAAGAUCUCAACGACAUACGCAAUGAAUACAGCAAAAUGCAGAAUUUAUAUGAAACUGUGUCCCAAGAAAAGAACCGUCUUGAGUACGAAAUCAAGCUGAUUUCAAAGAGAACUGGAAAUUCUGACUUUGAAUCCAUCAAGAUUGAGAGGGACAGGCUGCAGAAAGAGAUUGUCAACAUCAAUAGAAGCUACCUCCAAAUCAAAAGCACAAACGAAGCUCUUGAAAACGAAAAACAGGAAUUGGUGAAGAAGAUUUCCGACCUUGAGAGCGCUGGCUCUGAUUCAGACAUACUAUUGAAACAUAUUCAACGAGAGAAAGAGAAGUUAGAGAACGAUUUGUUUAUCGAAAAAUCUAAAACUGAGAAGUACGAGGAGACGAACCAGAAUCUUGAAAACGAGCGUUCACAGUUGCAAGACGACUUGGAAAUGGUACAUCGCAAGUUGAGCAAGCUAGAUGGAGAUUAUCAGAUCGUGGUUACAAAGAGAGACGAGCUACAGAAGGAACUCACCGCUGCUAAUUCUCGUCUAUCAAAUCUGCAAGCUAACUAUCAAAAGAGUCAAGUGAGGGAAAAUAAGCUGCAAGGUGAAGCCAUGUCUGCCAUCAAAAGAGUAGCUAUCUUGGAGAACGAACUCACCUCAACUCGCGACCGUGUUGUCAUGCUCGAUCGAAUAAUUAAGGUUGUCGAAGAGAAGAAAACCGAGCUUGUGGAUGAGUAUGCGCAGGUGAAGAAGCGGGUGUCUGAGCUCGAAAUUACGCUGGAAACUUCCCAAGACAGAUAUAAUGAUCAGAAAUCUGAGCUUGUUACCACACGAAAGAAGCUGGAUGAGUUGCGAGAUGCAUGCAGAUUGAGUGACAUGGGUCGCGAAGAGCUUGUCUCUGAGAUUGAAACAUUGUCAAGCACAAUUACUCGAUUAGAGGGCAGGUUGGAACAAGCACAAAAAGAGAAGGAGAAUUUGGAGAGGCUGUUGGAUGAGGCACGUAAUCGCACUGCACAAGAUCGGGAGGAAUUACUGAGAAUGCAGAAGCAAUUCUUGGAAAUGCAACGCAAGUGUGACAGCUACUCCAAAGAGUUAGUAUACAAGAGUACCCUGAUUGAAGAAAUCAAGAGCAAAAAAGUCGUACUCGAAGGCGAAGUUGCGUCGCUGAAACGGGAUCUGCAGAAUAAGGAAUAUGAAGUGCAGACCUAUGAAGGUGAAAAGAAAGAUAUUCAACAGGAGCUGGAAAACCUAAGGAAGAAAUUCUCUGAAAUGGAGUCACUGUUUAUUUCUGUUCAAGAAGAAAAAGAUCAUCUCAGGCAAGAGAUGUUGCAGUCACAUGCAUCUGUUUGCCGUCUGAAGGAAAACUACGAAACAAGCCAAGGAGAUAAGGGUAAACUGCAAAAAGAAAUCGCUGCCUUCCAUAAGAAGAUAUUUGAAUUAUCACGUGAUUAUGAAUCCAGCAAAGCAGAUAACGAGAGGCUGAAGAGCGAGCUGGUUAGGCUUCGAGAUCAAGUUGGUGACCUUCGUGCGAGUCUUGAGCUGGCACAGCAAGAUAACAAUAGGCUGAGACAGGAAACUGACAGCUUCCAAGACAAAAACAGGAGGCUUGAAAAAAGCUUGAAAAUGUCUGAGGAUGAACUCGAAAAGGCAAAAGGAGAGUUCUUAGAAAGGCAUCAGAAAGCCAUGGAUUUUGUUGUUGAGUUUCAGGCUGCUAAGGAAGAAAAGGAAUCUCUGAAUUAUACAGUCAACAUGCUGAAAGAAGAGAACGACAAGCUCAGGGAAGAUCUUAAUACAUGCACCCGAAAGAAUGAGCAACUGCACGAUGAGACACUCAACACACACAAGCAGUACACCAAAGUCAUGGCCGACUACGACAGAGUACAGGAAAAAGAAGACAAGUUGGAAGCCGAGCUUGAUGAAGCCAACGAGAAGAUUCGAAAUCUCGAAAAUGAACUGAUGUCCACCACUUCUCAAGUUCAUGAUCUCAACAGUGAGCUUGACCAUGCAAGAGAAAAACUCAUGAGGGUAGAGGGUGCCAACGAAGGCCAGAUCCAAGAAGCAAUGCGGUUGGCUGAUAAACUAAAAGAUGCAGAGGCAAUGCUGGUUAAACUUAGAAUGGCGGAUGAAGAAAACCAGAGAUUGAAAGAUGAAUUAGGAGUAUCGCGUCAGCAUAUCAGCAAAAUUGAAACGGAUCUGAGAGCAGCAGAAAAUGAUCGCAAGUUGACUUCUGAACAAUACAAUCAAAGCAAAGAUCAACUCAAUCGUGUGAACGAAGAACUCAGCGAGUUGCAGAAAAGGCUGAGAUCAACAGGCUCAGACAACGAAAAACUCUCCAAUGAUCUCUACAAGGUCGGCCAUGAAAAGGACAGUGAGAUUGAAAAACUUAAGUCUAGCAUUAGGUUACUUGAACGUGAGAUCGAUUCGCUCAAACGAGAAGUUGAUCAAAACAAAGAACAAUACGAAAUGGAGCACAGAGAGAAAGUCAAUGUUCAGCAAGAGUUGAAUGUCAUUUCGAAGAAGUUGUUGAAUUUGGAACUUGCUUACAUCUCUGCUAAGGAUCAAAAGGACCAAAGAGAAUGGGAGGGAAAGAGUGACCUUGAAAGAACAGUCGAAGACCUGAGGAGCAUGAUCGAUCAUACGGAGCGAGAAUUGCAAGAAAGAUCGAGACAGUACUCUGAACUGGAGAAUAGUCUGCGUGAUUCACAGCGGGAGAGAGAUUCGUUCAAGAAGGAGGUUGAAGGGCUUCAAGGCAGCCUACAGUCUUUGAAUUUCUACCACACUGCACAGCAAGGAGAGAAGGCCCAAUUAGAAGAACAACUUCAAACAGCACAGAAGAGGUUGAAUGAUCUGGAGGCUGAGUAUAAUCGUGAAAAACAGCAGCAACAACAGUUCGAUAGCGAAAUUACAGUUUACAAGUCAAAGAUAAAUGACUACGAGACCAGAUACCAGUCUGCAGAAAUGAAACACCGCGAGGUUACCCGUGACGUCUCCGACAUGAAACAGAGGAUAGAUGUCCUUACUAGAGAAAAUAACCGCUUGAAAGAUGAGCUCAGCGAGGAACAGAACCGUAUGAAGAACAAUAAACGUGAAUUUGCACGCCAGCUUCGAGAACAUCAAAGGGCGAGUGAAAAAUACUUGACUACAACAAGAGACAAGGAUACGUUUAUUGAGGAGCUCAAGUCAAAAAGAUCAGCCUUGGAAACAGAAGUUGAGAAGUUGAGGCAUGAAUGGGAAAAACUCAAAGCUGAUUACAAGAAGGUGCAAAGAGAAAAGGAGAACAUAAGAACUGACUUCCAAUCUGCCAAUAAUCUUCUGGCUGAGUUUAAAGAAACUUGUGAGACGUUGAAGAGAGAAAAGAUUACGAUUGAAAAAGAAAUUCGCAUCAGCACGGAGAAAUAUACCAGGGAAAUCAGAGAGAAGGAUGUUCAAAUCAAGAAGGUAGAAAAUGAUCUGCAGCAAAGCCUGAAAUCACAUGAACUGGGUAACGAUGACCGAAUCCGACAAAUCCAAGCUCAGCUUCAAGAGGAACGCAAUGAAGCUAGGCGCGAGAUUACGGAGAAGAUUAGUGAAAUCGAGAAAUUGAUGCAUCAGAUAACUAGCCUUGAAAGCGAGGUAGACAGGCUAAGACACGAGCUUUCAAACUUGAAAUCCAGAUGCGAUGAGUACGAUCAUGAUCGCCAAGACUAUGAGGAUGAAAUAAAGAGACUACGUGAUGGUGCAACCGUUGAGGAGGAGAGAGCAACAACAACGCUGGUGCUAGAGACCCAAGCACGCCCCGAUGAAAAGCACGUUUCUAUGAGCGAAUUUUAUGUUGCUCCUCGUGAAUCGUCAACUCUGCUUGUUGGUGUUGGCCCAAAAGAAGAACGGCCAGAACCACGCUAUCAGUCAAGCUUCUAUCGAAGCACGGCGCAAAUAGCUACAAGCCCACGAAAUCUAGGGCCUGUUGAUGUGACUGUUACCGGAGUCAGUGAUGUCGUUGAUUCGUCGAGCUUUGAUGUUAAGACAACAAGCAAGACAUCAACUAUAUCGAGGUCAACGUCGUCAUCAAAGAGCGUCUCGUCUACAAGGACAACUUCAACCGGUCUAGCAGGAAGGAAUACUACGACAGUUGGCUUUAGGAGAGAUGCCGCUGAUUCAAAAACCAUGUACAGUGGGCCUGGAGAAACUGUUGAAGUGCAAUUACAAGGGUCAGAAAGAAAGGUUGAAUACAAGGAUGCAGAAGAGCCCAUAGAAACGGCUAAGGGGUAUUCAUCUCACCAAACUCUCCAAGAGGGAGACGAUGACCUAAAGAGAAUAAUCGAAGAAUCAAGAAACAGAAGGAAGAGGAUGAAGGAAGAAAUGUUCUCGAGCUCAUAGUGACUUUCAAACUUUUAUAGAGUAUUAACCAAUUAUUAUUGUUAUGAAUAGUUAAUAGUAUUUCACCUAGUAGCUGUAGUUAUAUUCACUGCUUGGGUGACAUGAUUAAACAUAUGUCGAGACCCCUACCUUUCAGGUAUUUUAUUUUGUAUUGAUAGCUAUAGCUUCAUAGUGUUACGCAAUGUUUGACGUUAGCAAAACCGCUUAGGCCAUGUGUUAGUAAACGCCUUCCUUCUACAGGAUCCUGUUGAUUCAUUCAAAGAGGAAAAUUGUAUAAAUUUCAUUAUAGAGUUGGUAUUUCAACCAAAAUUAAGCCCGAGUCUCUACAAAGUUUCUCUCCAGUCCAAAUGAACUCAAGCCUACAAAUUUUAUUUUUCCACUAAGUUCUAGAUAAAAUUUGCGAGACCAUUUUCGAUAUCUCUUUAGAUUUUUCUGCAAAAGCCUAUAUAGAUUUUUUCUGCAAUAUAUAGUGCCGAGUCGUUAAAAGACAAGUCAAUCACAUUUCACAUGUUUUCAAUCUUUGUCAUCAAAGCAGGUCACUAUUUGUUAUCGUUAAUUCUGGUUUUUCCACUAUUUAUAUCAACUGUUUUGUAGCAUUUUAUACAUCAUUUACUUCUCAGUAUGUUUUACCGUUAUUUAAAGCGCAAAUGAGCUAGAAUAGUUGUCUAAGAUUUUGCAUAUUAAUGUUGCUGUUAUACCAGUAGUUGUAUGUGUUGCAGAAUAGCAAAAAGAUUCUGUUUUAGCACUUCAAA